AAAAUACCUAACAUAGUCUCGAUUGGAUUAAAAUUCAGUUUCUAACUCCACCUCUUUAGAUUCCUUCUUCCUCUUUCUUUUGACUUUCUAACUAUCGCUGAAAUUACAGAACUAAAAAGACUUUCCUGUUUUAAAUUGAAAGAAUCCCAAAAUGGAAAUCUCUCUCUCUUCUUCUCUUGUACUACCUUCAUUUCCAUGCCUUUUUCCUCUUCUUUUCCCUUCUUCUCUUCCCCUUUCCCUCCUCGACCUUCCCUAGCCUUUUUCAAUUUCUAGAAUAUUCUUUUCUUUGUCUGUAAUUAUAUUUAGCUCAAUUUGUAUGAGAGAACAUAUGUAAGGCGGCUUUAUGUAAUGGAUAAUAGUAGGACUGCGUUUUCUGAUUCGAAUGACAUCAGCGGAAGCAGUAGUAUAUGCUGCAUCGGCGGCGGCAUGACGGAAUCAUUCUCGCCGGAAACUUCGCCGGCGGAGAUCACUUCACUGAAACGCCUCUCGGAAACAUUGGAAUCUAUCUUCGAUGCGGCUUCUCCGGAGUUUGACUACUUCGCCGACGCUAAGCUUGUGAUUCCCGGCGCCGGUAAGGAAAUUCCGGUGCACCGGUGCAUUUUGUCGGCGAGGAGUCCGUUUUUUAAGAAUUUGUUCUGCGGGAAAAAGGACAAGAAUAAUAGUAAGGUGGAAUUAAAGGAAGUGAUGAAAGAGUAUGAAGUAAGCUAUGAUGCUGUGGUGAGUGUUUUGGCCUAUUUGUAUAGUGGAAAAAUUAGGCCUUCACCAAAAGAUGUGUGUGUUUGUGUGGACAAUGACUGCUCUCAUGUGGCUUGUAGGCCAGCUGUAGCGUUCCUUGUUGAGAUUUUGUACACAUCUUUUACCUUUCAGAUCUCUGAAUUGGUCGACAAGUUUCAGAGACACUUACUGGAUAUUCUUGACAAAACUGCAGCAGACGAUGUAAUGGUGGUUUUAUCUGUUGCAAACAUUUGUGGUAAAGCAUGUGAGAGAUUGCUUUCAAGCUGCAUUGAGAUUAUUGUCAAGUCUAAUGUUGAUAUCAUAACCCUUGAUAAGGCCUUGCCUCAUGAUAUUGUAAAACAAAUUACCAAUUCACGAGCGGAACUUGGUCUACAAGGGCCUGAAAGCAAUGGUUUUCCUGAUAAACAUGUUAAGAGGAUACAUAGGGCAUUGGAUUCUGAUGAUGUUGAAUUACUACAGAUGUUGCUAAGAGAGGGGCAUACUACUCUAGAUGAUGCAUUUGCUCUCCAUUAUGCUGUAGCAUAUUGCGAUGCAAAGACUACAGCAGAACUUCUAGAUCUUGCACUUGCUGAUAUUAAUCAUCAAAAUUCAAGAGGAUACACGGUGCUGCAUGUUGCAGCUAUGAGGAAAGAGCCUAAAAUUAUAGUGUCCCUUUUAACCAAAGGAGCUAGACCUUCUGAUCUGACAUCCGAUGGCAGAAAAGCACUUCAAAUUGCCAAGAGGCUCACUAGGCUUGUGGAUUUCAGUAAGACUCCAGAGGAAGGAAAAUCUGCUUCGAAGGAUCGGUUAUGCAUUGAGAUUCUGGAGCAAGCAGAAAGAAGAGAUCCACUGCUAGGAGAAGCUUCUGUAUCUCUUGCUAUGGCGGGCGAUGAUUUGCGUAUGAAGCUGUUAUAUCUUGAAAAUAGAGUUGGCCUGGCUAAACUCCUUUUUCCAAUGGAAGCAAAAGUUGCAAUGGACAUUGCUCAAGUUGAUGGCACUUCUGAGUUCCCACUGGCUAGCAUCAGCAAAAAGAUGGUUAAUGCACAGAGGACAACGGUAGAUUUGAACGAGGUUCCUUUCAGGAUAAAAGAGGAGCACUUGAAUCGGCUUAGAGCACUCUCUAGAACUGUGGAACUUGGAAAACGCUUCUUUCCACGUUGUUCAGAAGUUCUAAACAAGAUCAUGGAUGCUGAUGACUUGUCUGAGAUAGCUUACAUGGGGAAUGAUACGGCAGAAGAGCGUCAACUGAAGAAGCAAAGGUACAUGGAACUUCAAGAAAUUCUGACUAAAGCAUUCACUGAGGAUAAAGAAGAAUUUGAUAAGACUAACAACAUUUCCUCAUCUUGUUCCUCUACAUCUAAGGGAGUAGAUAAGCCCAAUAAGCUCCCUUUUAGGAAAUAGGUAAUUGUAUUAGGAUAAUAUGAGGAAGAAGAGAAUUUUCUUGUAACAUAUCACUCUUUCCUUUCAUCAUUUUGAUAUGUCAACAUACAUACAACACUUGUAUCAUAAACUUGUAUUGUUCCACUUACAACUUUGAAGAACAGAAUUUAUUUGAUUGCGUUCCUAGUGUAUUACUAGUUGAGAA
Molecule: messenger RNA, 2299 nt
Organism: Nicotiana attenuata
Lineage: Eukaryota; Viridiplantae; Streptophyta; Magnoliopsida; Solanales; Solanaceae
Product: BTB/POZ domain and ankyrin repeat-containing protein NPR1
Exons: 4
Coding region: 349-2115 (588 amino acids)
Biological process (GO): regulation of salicylic acid mediated signaling pathway; defense response to fungus; systemic acquired resistance, salicylic acid mediated signaling pathway
Cellular component (GO): nucleus; cytoplasm
Molecular function (GO): protein binding
Source: RefSeq, a predicted model, not a curated record